Molecule: messenger RNA, 1557 nt
Organism: Ogataea haglerorum
Lineage: Eukaryota; Fungi; Ascomycota; Pichiomycetes; Pichiales; Pichiaceae
Exons: 1
Coding region: 1-1557 (518 amino acids)
Biological process (GO): phosphorelay signal transduction system; regulation of DNA-templated transcription
Molecular function (GO): phosphorelay response regulator activity; DNA-binding transcription factor activity; sequence-specific DNA binding
Source: RefSeq, a predicted model, not a curated record
AUGUUGCUAAAAACAAACCUGGCUAAAAUUGUAUGUUCCUCGCUACUACUUGCUCGUAAAGUACUGAACGCACACUCGUCCGGCUCGCAUCGCAGCAUACCAUACCAUACAGUUAAACGACGCAAAAUGAGUUUGGAAGGCAUGAAUGAUUUUAGACUCGGGACAGAAGCUUUCGCAGCAGGGGUACCGUCUCCUCCUCCAAAAGACGUUGAUGGGGCCAAGACAUCAGGAACAGACUUUGUAAAGAAGCUUUUCCAGAUGCUCGAGGAAAACCGCUACGCAGAUAUUGUCCGAUGGUCAGAGACAGGUGACUCGUUUAUUAUCGCAGAUACAAACGAGUUCACCAAACAGGUUUUGCCUAAACAUUUCAAGCAUAGUAACUUUGCCUCGUUUGUGCGCCAACUCAACAAGUAUGAUUUCCACAAGGUGAAAAUUAGCAACGAGCUCAAACAGAGAUACAGUAUCGAGAAUGUGUGGGAGUUUAAGCAUCCCGAGUUCCAGAGAAAUAAUAAAGAGGCGCUUGAGAAUAUCAAGCGAAAGGUGACGGCUAAGAAGGAGGGAGACACCGGCGCUUCAUCAAACACGGUCUCUCUUGCGCAGUUCCGCAAUCUGCAAGACAAUUUUGGAUUUUUGGAAAAGCAAAACCAGUCUCUGACAGAGACGGUGCAGAAACUCCAUGAUGAGCUGAACAUUCUCAACACCAAGUACAAUACGAUGGUGUCGAGUUUUCUGACGUCGAAAUCAAUCAACGAGUCGUACUCCCGCGCGAUCAAUAUCUUGGCCAAAUCCUUGACCCAGAUGGGCGUUGAGUUGCCGCCACUGAAUCUUCCUUUCAUCGACCAAAAUCAACCGUCUCAGGAACCGCAGCCUGCUGGUAGCAUGCCUUCGUCAGUGGAGGCGCCUCCACAGGAACAUCCACAAUACAUUCCCGCAAACGAGCCUACUAAACCAGCAUCCCAGCCUCCGGCAGGAACACAGCAAGACAACCGUAUUGUGCGACGGACGAAUGGCUCUGGAAUGCAUGUUUUGCUGGUUGAAGACGACGACGUCUGCAUCCAGCUCUGCAGCAAAUUCUUGAUGAAGUACGGUUGCACGGUGGAGGUGGUGACAGACGGACUGGCCGCUAUCAAUGUCUUGGAAAAGGUCAAAUUUGACUUGGUACUGAUGGACAUUGUGAUGCCAAAUCUCGAUGGAGCAUCAGCAACCUCUGUUAUCCGAUCUUUCGAUGUGGAUACGCCGAUCAUCGCCAUGACAGGGAACUAUCAGCAUCAGGACCUGGUAACGUAUCUGAACCAUGGAAUGACGGAUAUUCUGGCCAAGCCAUUCACCAAAAACGAUCUGUACAACAUCCUGGAGAAGCACCACAUAGAUAAGAAGCUGAUUUAUCCAGUCAACGAUCCGUUCAACCCCGUGAACAAAAAUAGCACUUCGCACUCGGUGGCGGGCCAGCAGGCACAGGUGGUUGCUCCGAUGCCGAUAGAGUCGGAGCCGGAGCCGCUGCAGCCAAAGAUGAAGCCAGACUACGAGAACACGCUAAAGAGACAAAAACUUGUAUAG